AUGCUCAAACUUAUCCUGCCCCUCACCACUCGAGACGUAAACAAAGACCGCAAAGACGUGGAACCCUUGGCCCUCCUCGUACACCCCCAACAACCCCUCAGCUACCUCGAACGCCUGAUCCAAUCCGAGCUGCCCGUCAUCAAAAACGAAAACGGAAACGACAAGAUCCCCGCCGUCCACUUCCGCGCACAAGACCUAGGAGAAGAAGCAAUCAACCCCGACCGCCACGAACCCGACGAAGAAUCAGAAGACUACAAAUUCGAACACUCGGAAGACUUCAAGAUUGACGGCAAGACAGAGCGGACUGGCAAACUCAACGAGUCGGGCGAGGUCGCAGAGGCAAAGCCCGUCAAUCCUGUCAAAGAGCCUGACCCGGAACACCCAAACUUUGUGCGUUGGUCGCCCAGCACUGAGAUUGGCGAUUUCAUCAGAGAUGCUGCGAGGGGCAAGGAAUUCAGUGUUGAUAUCGAGGGUGCUCCUGAACCCAUCUAUAUUGCUGUGCCGUCGUUCGCUGAUCGUACUUACUACCUACGUAUGCGUCUGCGCAAGACGGCCAAGCAGAUCUCCUCUCUGGCAGACAUCAAGACCGAGUGUGACAAGUUGGCCCAUAAGAGUGCUCAGCGUGUUGCUCAAGGAGGUUUCGCCGUGCUGGUGGGUUGGUGGGGUAGUGUCUACGUCCUCACCUUCCAAACAGAUCUGGGCUGGGAUGUCAUGGAGCCUGUUACCUAUCUUGUCGGUUUAUCUACGCUGAUUGGCGGUUACAUGUGGUUCCUCUACCACAACCGCGAAGUCAGCUACCGUUCCGCCAUGAACUUUACCGUCAGCAAGAGACAGGACAAGCUGUAUCAGGCAAAAGGCUUUGAUGUGUCCAAGUGGGACGCUCUUGUCGAAGAAGGCAAUCGUCUGAGAAGAGAGAUCAAGAUGGUUGCCGAGGAGUACGAUGUCGAUUGGGACGAGGCCAAGGAGGCAGAUGACAAGGUAGCCAAGGCUCUGCGUAACGAGCGCAGAAAGAAGCAGCUCGCCAAAGAUGACGAAGACGAAGAAGGCAAGAAGCGCAAGAAGUCCAAGGAGGAGGACGACGACGAUGACUGA
Aureobasidium vineae is the source of this 1092-nucleotide messenger RNA. The record is from the annotation of a GenBank genome assembly. NCBI's taxonomy places the organism in Eukaryota, Fungi, Ascomycota, Dothideomycetes, Dothideales, Saccotheciaceae.